Molecule: messenger RNA, 5588 nt
Organism: Malurus melanocephalus (red-backed fairy wren)
Lineage: Eukaryota; Metazoa; Chordata; Aves; Passeriformes; Maluridae
Gene: SYNE1
Product: spectrin repeat containing nuclear envelope protein 1
Exons: 30
Coding region: 54-4712 (1552 amino acids)
Cellular component (GO): membrane
Molecular function (GO): protein binding
Source: RefSeq, a predicted model, not a curated record
AAUGUCAUCCACCAGUGACUGAAACACUUACCAACACUUUGAAAGAAGUGAAUAUGAGGUGGAACAACCUUCUGCAGGAGAUUGCAGAGCGGCUGCGUGCCAGCAGGGCCCUGUUGCAGCUGUGGCAGAGGUACAAGGAUUGCUACCAGCAGUGCUCUUCCACSGUCCAUCAGCGGGAAGAGCAGACCAAUGAACUCCUCAAGACUGCCACCAGCAAAGACAUCGCUGAUGAUGAAGUUACUACCUGGAUCCAGGACUGCAAUGAUGUACUCACGGAUUUGAAAACAGCGCAGGAGUCACUGGUUGUUCUUCAGGAACUGGGGGAGGAGCUGAAAAGCCAGGUGGAGGCUUCGGCAGCAGCAGCCAUCCAGUCUGACCAUCUGUCUCUGAACCAGAAUCUGUCAGCCCUAGAACAGGCUCUCCGCAAGCAGCAGGCUGCACUUCAGGCUGGAGUCCUGGACUAUCAAACCUUUGCCAAGAACCUGGAAGUCCUYGAGGCCUGGAUAACAGAAGCAGAAGAAACAUUGAAAGAACAGGAUCCCAGUCACUCAUCUGACAUCUCGGCAAUCCAGAGCAGAAUGGAGCAACUCAAGAGUCAAAUGUUGAAGUUCAGCAGCAUGACCCCAGAUUUGGACCRUCUUAAUGAGCUGGGUUACAGGCUUCCUCUGAAUGACAAAGAAAUCAAAAGGAUGCAGAACCUGAACAGACAUUGGUCUGUGGUCUCAUCUCAGACUACAGAGAGAUUCAGUAAGCUGCAGUCUUUCUUGCUGCAACAGCAGACCUUCUUGGAGAAAUGUGGGACUUGGAUGGAUUUAUUARUUCAGACUGAGCAGAAGCUGGCAGUAGAGGUUUCAGGAAACUACCAAAGGCUUUUAGAGCAGCAAAGGGAGCAUGAGCUGUUCCAGGCAGAGAUGUUCAGCCGCCAGCAGAUUUURCAUUCAAUUAUCUCUGAUGGGCAGCACCUCCUAGAACAAGGACAGGUGGAUGACAGGGAUGAAUUUAAUCUGAAUCUGACUCUUCUGAGCAAUCAGUGGCAAGGAGUGAUUCGCCGGGCACAGCAGAUGAGGGGCAUCAUUGACAGCCGGAUUCAGCAGUGCCAGCGCUACAGGGAGAUGGCGGAGAAGCUGCGCAAGUGGCUGCUGGAAAUGUCCUGUCAGCCAGUGACUGAGCUGGGCAGAGUUCCUAUCCCACUGCAGCAAGCAAGAGCACUGCUGGAUGAAGUGCAGCUUAAAGAGAAAGUUCUCUUAAGGCAGCAAGGGAGUUACAUCCUCACUGUGGAAGCUGGGAAGCAACUGCUGCUCUUUGCUGACAGUGCAGCUGAGGCASUCCUGCAGGCAGAGCUUACUGAAAUCCAGGAGCGCUGGAAGAUGGUUAGCACUCAGCUGGAGCAACAGAAGAAACAGGUUGCUUUGCUGCUAAAGGACUGGGAAAAAUGUGAAAAGGGCAUAGGAGACUCCCUGGAGAAGCUAAGAUCAUUCAAAAAAAAGCUUUCUCAGCCAUUGCCAGAUCACCAUGAUGAGYUGCAUGCAGAGCAGAUUCGUUGCAAGGAGUUAGAGAAUGCUGUUGAAGGCUGGACAGAUGACCUUGCUCACCUCUCCCUGCUGAAGGAGACCUUGUCUGUAUAUAUCAGCGCAGAUGAUAUCUCAAUCCUCAGUGAGCGAAUAGAGCUCCUGCACAGGCAGUGGGAGGAGCUKUGCCACCAGGUCUCCUUGCGUCGACAACAAGUUAGUGAGAGRCUGAAUGAGUGGGCUGUCUUCAGCGAGAAGAACAAGGAGCUCUGUGAAUGGCUGACUCAAAUGGAAAGUAAGGUGUCUCAAAAUGGUGACAUCCUCAUAGAAGAAAUGAUUGAGAAACUUAAAAAGGAUUAUCAAGAGGAAAUUGGUGUAGCCCAGAAGAACAAAAUCCAGCUUCAGCAAAUGGGAGAGAGACUUGCUAAAGCCAGCCAUGAGAGUAAGGCAUCAGAGAUUGARUACAAACUUGGCAAGAUCAAUGACAGGUGGCAGCAUCUUCUAGAUCUUAUUGCAGCCCGGGUAAAGAAGUUGAAGGAGACCCUUGUUGCAGUGCAGCAGCUGGACAAAAAUAUGAGUAGCCUGAGAUCUUGGCUUGCCCACAUUGAGUCAGAGCUGUCCAAACCUAUCGUCUAUGAAACUUGUGACUCAGAGGAGAUACAAAGGAAGCUAAACGAACAGCAGGAACUUCAGAGGGACAUAGAGAAACACAGCACUGGCGUGGCAUCUGUUCUCAAUCUGUGUGAAGUACUUCUUCAUGACUGUGAUGCUUGUGCCACAGAAGCAGAGUGUGACUCUAUCCAGCAGGCCACACGCAAUCUGGACAGAAGGUGGAGGAAUAUUUGUGCAAUGUCAAUGGAAAGGCGACUUAAAAUUGAAGAGACCUGGCGGCUGUGGCAAAAGUUUUUGGAUGACUAUGCUAGAUUUGAAGAUUGGCUAAAAGUCUCUGAGARGACAGCUGCUUUCCCAAGCUCCUCUGGUGUGCUUUACACUGUUGCUAAGGAAGAACUGAAGAAAUUUGAGGCUUUCCAGAGGCAAGUGCAUGAAAGCCUGACUCAGCUGGAGCUGAUCAAUAAGCAAUAUCGGCGCCUGGCCCGGGAGAACCGCACUGACUCUGAYGGCAGCCUCAAGCAGAUGGUUCACGAGGGGAACCAGAGAUGGGACAAUUUGCAAAAGCGAGUCACCUCCAUCCUGCGCAGGCUAAAACAUUUUAUUAGCCAGCGGGAGGAGUUUGAAACAGCACGUGACAGCAUCCUGGUAUGGCUGACRGAGAUGGACCUGCAGCUGACCAACAUCGAGCAUUUCUCAGAGUGUGAUGUCCAAGCAAAAAUAAAGCAACUUAAGGCUUUCCAGCAAGAAAUUUCACUGAACAACAGCAAAAUUGAGCAAAUAAUUGUGCAAGGUGAGCAGCUCAUUGAGAAAAGCGAGCCUCUGGAUGCAGCUGUCAUUGAAGAAGAACUAGAUGAGCUGCGCCGUUACUGCCAAGAGGUCUUCGGACGUGUGGAACGCUAUCACAAGAAGCUUAUCCGCCUCCCUCCRCUGAGGAGCGAGCGAUCGGGGCGAGAUACCCCUGCCAGCGUGGACUCCAUCCCUCUGGAGUGGGAUCAUGACUACGACCUUAGCAGGGACCUGGAGACUGCUGUUUCACGGGCGCUGCACUCUGAAGAAGAUGGAGGACAGGAAAAAGACUUCUACCUGAGAGGAGCAGCUGGCAUAGCAGAUGUAGAGAUCCCUGAAACUCUUGAGGCCUAUGUAAAACUCACAGAAAACGCCCUCAAAAAUAUCUCUGGUGAACCAGGUGCCCUGGAAGCACAUAUUCGACAGCUGGACAAGGCCUUGGACACCAGUCGUUUCCAAAUACAGCAAACAGAAAACAUCAUCCGCAGCAAAACACCUACAGGACCAGAACUGGACUCCACWUACAAGGGAUAUAUGAAACUGCUAGGUGAAUGCAGUGGAAGCAUAGACUCAGUACGAAGGCUUGGAUAUAAACUGAAGGAGGAAGAAGAAAAGUUUUCAGGACUCAUUAACAUGAACAGUACUGAAACACAAACAGCUGGUGUAAUUGAAAGAUGGGAAUUAAUCCAGGCCCAAGCCCUAAGCAAGGAGCUGAGGAUGAAGCAGAACCUUCAGCAAUGGCAGCAGUUCAAAUCUGACCUUAACAGCAUCUGGGCUUGGUUGGGAGAAACUGAGGAGGAACUGGAGAAGCUCCACCGCCUUGAUCUCAGCACUGACAUACAAACUAUUGAGCUCAGAAUUAAAAAACUGAAAGAGCUGCAGAAGGCAAUUGAUAACCGCAAAGCAAUCAUCUUAUCCAUCAACCUGUGCAGCUCAGAGUUCACCCAGUCUGACAGCGAGGAGAGCAAGAAGCUGCAGGAGCGCCUGUCCCAGAUGAACGUGCGCUGGGAGCACAUGUGCAGCAUGAUCGAGGAGUGGCGCCGCUCCUUGCAGGAUGCAUUGAUACAGUGCCAGGAUUUCCAUGAACUGAGCCAUGGUUUGCUGCUUUGGUUGGAGAAUAUUGACAGAAGAAAAAAUGAGAUUGUGCCCAUCAAUCCAAACCUAGACUCAGAAAUACUGCAGGAUUAUCACAGACGUCUGAUGCAAAUCAGACGUGAACUGCUGGAGUCUCAGUUGAAGGUGGCGUCACUGCAAGACAUGUCUUGCCAAUUGCUAGUCAAUGCUGAAGGCAAGGAUUGUCUCGAAGCCAAAGAAAAGGUACAUGUCAUUGGAAACAGACUGAAGCUCCUCUUGAAAGAGGUCUCACGUCAUAUUAAAGACCUAGAGAAAAUUCUAGACAUUUCAAGUAGUCAACUGGAAUUGUCCUCAUGGUCUUCCGAUGAAUUAGACACAUCAGGCUCAGUGAGUCCUGUAUCUGGAAGAAGCACUCCAAGCAGACAGAGAACGCCACGGGGCAAAUGUAGUCUCUCACAGCCUGGACCCUCUGUCAGCAGUCCACAUAGCAGGUCCAAAAAAGGUGGCUCAGGUUCCUCCCCUUCUGAGGCUGGGCCAGCGUGGCGGUGCCCGUCCUUCUUCCUCAGAGUCCUCAGAGCUGCUCUGCCACUUCAGCUGCUGCUGCUGCUCCUGAUCGGGCUGGCCURCCUGGUGCCAAUGACCGAGGAGGAUUACAGCUGUGCUAUGGCAAACAACUUUGCCCGCUCUUUCCACCCCAUGCUAAAGUACAUGAAUGGUCCUCCUCCAUUAUGAAGGAGACCUGUGAGACAGCAGGAGACCUUGCUGGAGUGCUGGCUGGGAGCAAGAUGGUUUUAAAGGGUGACAGGGUUCAGCAUGGCAGCUCUACCUGUCUGCUGUAGGCACCACUGUGCCCAUAUCUUUCUCUGCUGGCACUCGGCUCCAAACGCAUCAGUGUAUCAGUCUCAAACUGCACAACGUAWUACCUGAGUAGCAUCAUUUCAGUACUCGCAUCCUGGGUACGAAGGAGGGUGCGAUGUAUGUGAGGGAAAYCUCUUCUGUACAGCUUUUGGGAUCUUUUAGCCACUUUAUAUCCAGGUCAUUGCCCUGUACUAUGCAUAGCCAAGGACUUGAUACUGUAGAUCCUUUCCUGUGUGCUGCUCCAAAUGACCCAUUAGCCAGUCUUUGUUAAAUACCCUCUCAGUAUCUACAGUACUCAAAAUAACCAAUGCUUAAGGAAUUUUAGAGCAUUUGUAACAUACAAUUUUAAAGAAUCUUGUAUGACAUUGUAUUAUUCCCUGUGGUUUCUGUUUCAGGCAUGGUGUUCUAACUUUUGCUUUGGAUGCACAAGGUGUAAAUCUGAGAAGCACUUUUUUAAGGUUUAAAAAAAAUGGAUGUAAUAAAUAAGAUUGCAUAAGUUUUUAUGAGGAAAAAAUGUUGAAUGUCAAGUUGAAAAACAAAGAACAUAUUUAUGUAUGUACAGUUUGCUAAGCCAAGUUUUGUUUGUAUUGAUUUCUUCGCAUUUAUUAUAGAUACCAUAAAAUAUUUUGUCUACGUGCUUUUUAAUGACAACUAUGGAAACCUCUAAGUUUAGAAUGAGAUAUGUAUGGUAUAAAAAAAAUAGAAAACAUAAUAUGCUGCACUUCAAAAAAAGAAUUAAAAAUUCUAUAA